Molecule: messenger RNA, 2555 nt
Organism: Heteronotia binoei (common prickly gecko)
Lineage: Eukaryota; Metazoa; Chordata; Lepidosauria; Squamata; Gekkonidae
Product: protein brambleberry-like
Exons: 13
Coding region: 18-1973 (651 amino acids)
Source: RefSeq, a predicted model, not a curated record
CGCGGCGCUUGAAAUGAAUGGGAGCGCAAGCGCGCAAGUCGGUAGAAGAGAUUGUUGGCUGUGAAAAUAGGGGAAACCUUCAAAAAAUGCUUCUUCGCUGGGUCUGCUUUCUGCUACUUCUGCUUUUGAUCUCUGAGCCCUCUGCCGGGUUUUUUGGCUGGCUGAUCAACAGAGCAAGCCCAGAGAAUCAACCAUCUCCCAUCCCAGAAAAACUCCCACCUGUUCCGUUUGAGAUGACCACGGGUGAUGAGAGGUUCGUAGCUGAGACUCGGCCCUUGGAGCUGACGCCUCUGGACUCCUGCCACUACCAGGUUAUUUCACAGCUUCAGUCCUCCUGCACAGACCUGUCCGAAGAGGAGCUGGCCAAACUGGGCGUGUCCUUAUUUAACUGUCAGGCCAGCGUUGAAGGCCGCCGGACUUACUUGUGCACGAUGAGCAUGACCCUGGCUGAAUGUACAGCCGAGAUGGACCCUGACACUUGGAAUGCCUAUCACAUUGUCAGCAACAGAGCCCGCGCAGUGUGCUACACGACCCGCCAGAUGCAAUUCAAGCGCCAGACGGAGCGCACAGUGAACGCCUUGGUCUCUACUGCUGUCGGCCAGCUGGAAGCUAUGAAGACGCUGAAGAACGGCCAGGAGGAGCUGAAGGAACUGACCGCCGAGUCCUUCCAGAACGUGGUGAGCGGCCAGCAGGAGCUGCUGAACUGGCAAGCCCGGCUUCAGGGCAGCCAAGACCAGAUGGAGGAGUCCAUCCACAGCAACCUGGACCAGCUGGCUCAGGAGAAGGCUCUGAUUGCCAGUGGGCACCAGCAGGUGGCGCAACUGAUUGAGGGCAUCACCAGGAGAAUGGAAAACGUAAGCAAGCAUCUGGACCACCAAGACGUGGAUCUGCAAGAAGGGCACAAAGCCAUCCUGAAGGACUUGACCCAAGUCCAAGAGCGAGCCCAGGAGGUCUACUCCAAACUAGAGACCAAUCUGGGCCUGUUCCUGGCCUAUCAGAACCAGACGGCCGUGUACUAUGAAGAGCUGAUGGGGAAGUUGCAGAAGAUGAACCAGAGCCUGGGGCUGGUUCUGUUCGCCACGGAGCGGAUGCGGAGCAGCAUGGAGGGGCGGCUCCAACACCUCCAGAGGUUCAUCAGCUGGGCAGGGCUCAGCCUCAGUUCCAUCUACACCUGCACUUUACACGGCAGCUACUUCUUGCUAGCAGCCCUCAUCAUGACUUUCCUGCAGAUCCCUGGCCUCCCACGGGCUGUGCUUCUAGUCCUGGUCGUUGCCAACGCCCUCUCAGAGCUCAACCAAGCCAGCUCCUUGGGCUUCAAGUCGCUCACUAGUCUUUUGGUGCUGGCGGUUACAGGCAACUGGCUCUUAGAAAGGGUCUACCGUUGUGCCCUACGAGGGAAACUACAGAAAGUUGGACUUGGGUUAUUACCCCUGAGAGCGCUAGAAUCUCUCACAGCCCGAGUGGAGCUGAAGAACACCACCAGCAGUUGUAUCACCUCUACUCCAGACAGAGACUGUGAUGUUGACCUCUUGAAAGAAGAGCUAGAGAAGCUGGAUGAGAUGAGCUGCUUGUCAGGUCCAGACCACCUGGGAAGAGAAUCCUCGGCACUUAGAGAAGACUUCCUUCCAGACAAGGGCUCAGUGCUGCAGUCCACAGGGUGGACUUUUCCUCAGGGUCCCUCCUACCCUGCCAAGAGUCUGCGGCGCAUCAGUUUGACCCGCUCCACAAGACACGAGGCCACCAUGGAAAGGUUCUCUCAGCAUCACCUGAACUUGGAUGCCAGUCCUUUUGCUGCUUCAAAGGCUCGUGUUCCAAACGAGUCUGUGAUCAGUGACAUAUCCAACUGCUCCACGUCUCCACGGUCGCUCUGCCAGGGAGUCACCAAAACCGGGCAACAAUGCAGGAAGAAGGCGCUCCUCGGCCACGUCUUCUGCCGGGUCCACGUCUCUGGACAGGCCUCUUACGCCUCCUAGAGCCGCCUGAAGACUUUCUCUCUUCCCGACGGAGAGAGCAAAGAUGGGCUAAGGCUGGGGAACCAUUCCCGACACUCCUCUUGGGAGGGCAAUGACUUUUAAACCUUGAUUUUUAUACUGUGUACUUCUGGGCAGAGAAUCGCCAAGUCCAAUUUCUGUGUCCUACCACCUUUAAAGACACUGGGACUCUUAAAACGGACAAUAUGCAACUUCUUCGAUUCUGCUGGGGUUGCAUAUAAUUUGAGAAGGGACUGUGGAAGGAGGAGGAAAGUGUUUGCUAGAGAAUCAGCUUUGCACAAAAAGCUGGACAGAUUUUUCCUCCUGGGGGGAGUGCCCAUUUGCAGUGGCUUCUUCGGCCGGUGCCCUAAUUCUCCAGUUCUUGGUGAGCCCCACAAGCAAAAACUGACUUGUAUUGUUUCUGUCGAGUGUCUCUUUCCAGGAAGGGCAGCUGGCACUAUGCGCUCCCCACCCCCCACCCCAGCAAAAGGAGAUGAUUUCCUAAGUUUUUACAGUGACUGGCUUUUAAAAUGCAAAACGUGCUAUGUGCACAUAUGUUUAAUAAAUGUUUGUUAUAAUGGGAAA